AUGUUUUCUAGGCUCGGAUCUUCCAUAAAGUCAAACAACAAAUUCAUCACACCACCACGAGUUCGAUCGAACAUUAUUCUGAAUGCCACAGCAUCAUCAUCAUCAUCAUCAUCUGUGUCUCACAGCAUGUACAAUAAACGACGAUGGUUGUCCAUGCUCGUGUUGUUGGAACCCCGUAUAUUGAACUCAGCUGCUGUUGGAGGUGCUUCCGCCUUUGUACCGCAUUGCUCUUAUUCUACUUUCUCAUCAUCCUCUCAUCGACGAAGCUUUGCGUUCCGUUCCAAUAUCCAUUGCCAUCAACCCUGCAACAACAACAACAACAACAGCAGCAGCAGCAACAGCAACAACAACAAUAACAGCAAUAUUGUCACUAGUCUUUCUACCAGAGCCAUGUCCACUGUUACCAGCAAUACGAAUCGGAGCAUGAAACAAGAUGCGUUGCAAAUCAUUCACAAAUCCAUCCAAGCCGUGGAUCCCUAUGCGGCAGUCAAGGCCCACUUGAGACUGGUGGACGACACGCUGCUACGAGUGGGGGAGGAAAAGGAUACGGCUACUGCCACCAAAAGCUAUUACAAUAUCAAAGAGUAUGACAAGAUUGUCGUAAUUGCCUUUGGCAAGGCAUCUUCCGCCAUGGCCACGGCAGUGGUCCAACAACUAUCGGAUACAACCACUUCUACUACUACUACUACUACUACUACUACUUCCAGCAGUAAGGAACAACGUCCACAAGAAACCAUGGGGGUAUGCAUUUGCAAAGACGGACAUGCCACCAAGGAGGAAAUUAGCACACUGGAAGCAUUCCAUUGUUCCGUACUGGAAGCCUCCCAUCCCGUGCCCGACGAACGAUCCGCCUUUGCGGCCCAACAAGCGUUGGAAAUGGUCCAACAGCAUGCAUCGCCCCAAACCAUGGUGAUAUGUUGCAUCAGUGGGGGUGGGUCCGCUCUGUUUUGUAAACCUCAAGUUGGAUUGACGCUGCACGAUUUGCAAGAAACCAACGAGGCCUUGCUGGACUCGGGCAUGACCAUUCAAGAUAUGAACGUCAUUCGAAAGCGAUUGGAACAAGGCAAGGGAGGACGAUUGGCUCGAGCGUGUCAUCCUUCGCAAUUGAUAACACUCGUACUGAGUGAUGUCUUGGGAGAUCCAUUGGAUUUGAUUGCGUCUGGUCCUACCGUCCCGGAUACCAGCACACCAAAAGAUGCCUUGGAAAUUGUCAAACGGUAUCAAUUGGAGGACAAAUUACCAAAUCAAGUCAUGGCAGUGCUAGAGCAAGAAGUACUGGCUUCCAAAGAUGGCAAUCCGUCAUCCGAUCAUCCAGUCUUUGCCCAAGCCCAAACUGUAUUGGUCGGCAACAAUGCCUUGGCGGUCCAAGCGGCGGCACAAGAAGCCAAAGAAUUAGGCUAUCAUCCAGUAGUGUUGGGAACUCAAAUUGAAGGAGAAGCCAAGGAAAUUGCCAAAAUGUACACUCGGAUGGCAUUGCACUUGAAAAAGGAUGGCGAAUCAUCAUCGUCGCCGUCGUCGUCAUCGACGACAAUGUUGUAUUCCAUGGCACCCUCUCUUCCAGUGGCAUUGAUUGCAGGUGGAGAAACGACCGUCUCAUUAGAAUCUAGUAUGGGAAGUAUUGGUAAGGGAGGACGCAACCAAGAAUUGGCACUGUCGGCAGCCUUGGACCUCCAAUCGUUGGGGUUGGAAAAUGUCGUAUUGGCCAGUGCUGGAACCGAUGGGACGGAUGGUCCUACCGACGCUGCUGGGGCCAUGGUGGACGCACAUACCAUCACUAGUGGUGAUGAGGGAACUCUAGAGGAGGCCCGCAAAGCCUUGGACAAUCAUGACGCGUAUCCAUUCUUGGAUGCACUUGGGAAUGGCAAGGAGAGACCAGAAGACCGACCACUCAUCAAGACGGGUCCGACCGGAACCAAUGUUGCCGACGUUUGCGUCACCUUAAUUCGAUGA
Cylindrotheca closterium is the source of this 1950-nucleotide messenger RNA. Lineage: Eukaryota; Bacillariophyta; Bacillariophyceae; Bacillariales; Bacillariaceae. The record is from the annotation of a GenBank genome assembly.